UUGAACCAGGGAGUCGAAUGUACGAGUCUCGUAUUUCGUUUGGAAUAUUCAUUGCGUCUUUUCAUCGAAGCCGCAGAGUUUUAUCAGCAGACCAUACCCCAUAGACAUAGGCUAGCUAUUGCCUUGGUCGGGGAAGGUCAGACCGUUCGAGCUAGCAAGAUGCCAUCAAAAGAACGAAUGAGUACACGAUGUUCUUCCAUUCUCUCCUUGGUUUUGAUUUCAUUGAUAUGCGCCAGCAGUGUCGUGUCAGUGUGUGCUGCAAAUGAGGAAAAAUCCGACGAAGACGUGAAAUCUAGCAAUGGUGCGAGCGCAGUCCAUCCAAAUGUGCUCUUCUUCGGCGUGGAUGAUCUACGCCCGGAGCUGGCUAGCUAUGGAUUCGACUUCAUGCACACUCCGAGCGUUACAAGACUUGCAGAGCGUGGUACUCAAUUCAACAAUGCGUAUUGCCAGUUAGCCGUCUGUAGCCCAUCUCGCACCAGCCUCCUGACCGGUCGCCGUCCGGACACAACGCGCAUCUGGACCAUUGGACCUUACUUUCGCAACACCAUGCCGGAUGGACCGAAGAUCAAGACCAUGCCGCAGUGGUUUAAGGAACACGGUUAUAACACUACAGGUAUUGGCAAGAUUUUCCAUCCUGGUUCAUCGUCUGGCGGUCCCACCAAGGAUGAGGGUGGCGGCGACAUGCCCUACUCAUGGUCGCAGCCGUACUUCUUCUGCGACCAGUUCACCAACGACACAGUGCAGAGUACGGCCAUGCAGCAUUUCCCCAACGGCACUGGCUGUGUGCAGAGCGAAGAGUGCAUUGAAUGUUUCCAGAAGGCUGGUACUUGGGGUCAUCCGAUCUCCCUGGCGGUGACGGACUGUCCGGACGUGUGCUAUCCUGAGGGCCUGAUCAGCAACGAAGCCGUACGCCGACUCAACUACUACGGCCAGCUGCAGAGGCAGGCAGAAGAAGCAGGGACCGGGGGUCAACCGUUCUUCCUGGCGGUGGGAUUCAAACGGCCUCACCUGGCGUUCAAAGCACCCCGCAAGUACUUUGAUCUCUACCCGAACAGCACGAUCAAGCUGGCGAAGUUCAAGCAACGGCCCAAAGGUGUGCCUGACGUGGCCAUGUAUAUGAGCGGUGAGAUUCGCGGUUAUCCGGACGUCCACCCGUUGCUGAACGUCAGUGCCAGCUGUGAAACGGACAUGCCGGAUUGGAAGGCACUGGAGCUGCGGCAGGCCUACUACAGCUCUGUUAGUCUCACGGAUGCUCACCUGGGAUUGGUGUUGGAUGCUCUGGACUCAAACGGUCUUGCCAACAACACCAUCAUCGUGUUCUGGGGAGAUCACGGCUAUCAGCUUGGGGAGCACAGUGAAUGGGGAAAGUGUACCAACUUUGAGCUGGGCACACACGUACCACUGUUGAUCAGCGCUCCCAGCCAGAAGCAGCGCAACACGAAGAGUUCGGCCAUGGUGGAGCUAGUCGAUCUGUUCCCCACUCUGACAGAGCUAGCCGGGCUACCUCAAGCACCAGACAUGGAAGGGUUCAGCUUGGUGCCGAUUCUGGACGACCCGACACAGACUGUCAAGGAUGCGGCCAUGUCGCAGUUUGCGCGGGAAGGCGUUUGCGGAAAGAAGAGGACACCGUUGGAGGAAUCGCCGAUGGGCUACACGAUACGCACUGCAGAAUUCCGCUACACCGAGUGGGUGAAAUUCAACUACUCGCUGGCAGAUCCCAAGCCGAUCUGGUCCGAGAAUCAUGGCACUGAGUUGUAUCUUCAUACUGGCGACGCGGAGAGUAGCAUGGACGAUUUCGAAAAUGAGAACCUCGCCGAGGAUACCAAGUAUGCCGACACUGUGAAAUCCCUGCAUGAGAAGCUGGUCACGAUGGUGGAGAAUAAACAGUAGAAGUGGAGGAGGCUUCGUCCAGUGACUUCAACGGUACCAUUCACACAGUGUGACAAUCCUUAAUGGCAUAAUAAUUGUUUUUCUUACAUAAUAUUUCAACGUUUAAAUCGCCCAAAUAUGCCAUCAAGCUCUUCAAGCACGCCUGGUUUAGUAGGCGCGUGUAAUUGCCUCAAGCAAUGCCGACCAUUUCCCUCAGGGUCUGCAGAUUCCACUGUAGCCACUCUAUCUCUCACACACAGUUAUACACCACUACCCAAGACGGUCUCUUUGAUGGGCCUGGCCUGACAUUUUGGAUUGCACUGUAUUUUUAUGUCAGGAAUUGUGUGUUGCUCCCUACGUGUGAGCUUGGGCUAUUCCUGCUGACUUGAAACACCGGGAGCAACACGCACUUCCCUAAGUAUCGCCGAAGUCGCACCAACCUCUUCUUCACAUUUUUAAAUGUCAUUUGGAAGAAUUGUGCACUGACGAGACAGAUACAUUACUGGA
Messenger RNA from Sycon ciliatum, 2376 nucleotides. RefSeq names its product ulvan-active sulfatase-like. NCBI's taxonomy places the organism in Eukaryota, Metazoa, Porifera, Calcarea, Leucosolenida, Sycettidae. The transcript has 6 exons. The record is from RefSeq and is a predicted model, not a curated record. Gene Ontology annotation, cellular component: cytoplasm. The coding region runs from base 160 to 1890 and encodes 576 amino acids. Gene Ontology annotation, molecular function: iduronate-2-sulfatase activity.